GUUGAACUGAAUCGACAAAAUCUGGCAACCCUCGGGCGUGUUGUCCAGCGCUCUUCAUCUCAUAUUACAGUAGAGGACUGUGGAGCAUUUCAGAGACCUGCGAGAGGAACAGCGAGGAGAUAUUCAGCAUGGCUUUGACCAUCCCCACCGUCCUGGCCUUUACGGCUACUUUAGUUGUUACCGCAGUUGCAAGUAACUGUGAUAGCUACUUCACCAUCAAUGGUAUAUACAAACCAUCCCAGGAUUGCUCGUUUCUGCAGUUCUGCUGUGGUAGCUGUGACAAUCGGUAUUGCUGCUCAGAUCCCUUCAGAAAACUCGAUGAUGACUUCUGCGUGCAUUUCUCAAAUUUCAGCACGGUCACCAUCGUUGGAAUUGUAGUGUCUUUUAUCAUCUUUAUCAUAUUCAUCAUAGCCUGCUGCGUUUGCCCCUGCUGCUGCUUGUACAAAAUGUGCAGAAAACCCAGGCCGGUGUUGACCACAACCACAGUUGUAUCCCAUCAGUUUUCUCAGCAGCAGCCUCCAAACCCUGCAACUCAGUAUCCAAGCUACCAGCCAGUUCCUGCACAGCCUGGCUUUAGUGCACAGCCUGGGUAUGGAGGUCAGAUCAUGCCCCCUGCCCCAUAUCAGGGCCAGCCCUAUGCACCAGGACCGCCGCCUCCAUACCAGGAGAGUGGCGCAUAUCCUGCACCAUACAGCCAGGCUGCCUAUGAUGGGUCUAAGGCUCCGUACCCCAUCAGUCCUCCAGUGCAGCCCGGCUACACUCACCCUCCUCCCCAAACUGAAUUAAAUGUAACUCAGCCUCCGUACAACCCAGCCUACGUUGAGCCGCCCAGAACAGGAUACUAAACCACCACUGUCUGACACCUGCUGGAUUACAGUCACCCACAUACUUCUACUUCGGGUCACCACUAGUCCUAUAUCUACUACAUUUACCAUGGAAAGCCACAAGCAUACGACUCUUUCUAUCAUGUGAUCAGAUUGUUAUUCUCCCAGAUCGUUACGGCGUAAAUAUUCCUUAACCACAAUAUCAACUGCAAAGAUACUAAACACAAUGGACUCCAAAGCUUUCCGUGGAAAAUCUAGAUCGUAUAGAACCUGUUCAAUGACUCUGAGCCAUACUCUGUGCUUUUUUUGGUUGUUAAGAAGAAAAGGGAAUGAUGUGGUUUGAAAGCGUGUGAAUGAACCAGUGAAAAACCAGUGCAUAUUUUUUUGUUCCAUUAUAAUAAGUGUAACAGUGUUUGGUGCAGGGACUGAGCCCAAUACCCCGGGGCUUACUCAGAGUUCAGCUGUUACCUUUUAACACUGUAUGUAGUCUUUGAAAGAAAAAUGUGCUAUUUAUGAUAAAAUGUGGGCAGGGUAGGAUAAGUGCAGAAGGUCUUUUGUUCAGUCUGACUCACUCGGUGUAAAAAGGAAAAAAAAUUUGUCAUUAAAAUGUAGCGUAGUGUAGUGUGGAAAAUGGUGCAAGAUUUAGUUACAGACUUGCAGUUGUGUGUCGUAACUCCAAUGCUUUUAAGGUGAUGAGGAUUAUUUGGCACCGGGAUAUUUAUGCGGGGAACAUGGUGUAUUAGGAGUAACAGUUUUAUUCUUUGUUCUCUUAAGUUUGAGGAAAAAUUCAGUUGUAUAACCAAUGAUCCAGAAUAUGCCUUAUUUUUAUGUUAUGCAGUCACACGUGAGGUCAACAUGUUAACCAGCAGAUAUGACGUGGAGUCGUAUCUAUUAUUGCUUUAAAAGACGACGUUAACAGUUUGUUUGGUUUUUUUAAACGUCUUUGAAAACACCUUUGUGAUGGAAACGACGUGCAAUUUGGAAACUCGACAGACUUUUGUGGGAGGUGAUGCGUUUUCAUUUCAAUCAGCCGAUUGUUUAUGAAGGCAGUUUAUGUGACAGCUCAUUAGGAGAAAAGCUUUUCGUUGUACAGAACCUAAAAGUGAAAUGUAUAAGGUUUUGAAUUGCUAAUUUGUUGAAGCCGAGUUUAAGGCCUCAAACUGACUGUAACCUUUGAAUUCCCUGCACCCCCUUGUCCUGUUCUUUCAGCUAAUGUGUCUUUUUUAUUUUACAUGUAAGAUAUUUUCAUUCAUAGUGUCUAUAUUGGCAAAAAAAAAUGCUUGAAAAGCC
Silurus meridionalis is the source of this 2114-nucleotide messenger RNA. It is a transcript of the gene shisa10.1, whose product is annotated as shisa family member 10, tandem duplicate 1. Bases 129 to 845 code for a protein of 238 amino acids. The record is from RefSeq and is a predicted model, not a curated record. Lineage: Eukaryota; Metazoa; Chordata; Actinopteri; Siluriformes; Siluridae. The transcript is spliced from 5 exons.